CAAAGUCGCUGCCAGUGAGGCUGCGGGGAAUGAAAGACUCGCCAAACAGAGACGCACGGUUUAUUUUCAAUCUAUGGCCAAGACCAACCCACGCAACCUAACCCUACACACUCCGGCAAAGUUUGGGUUUGUGUUCCCUGUCACCGUUAACCGAACUCUUUCACGGGAGAACCAAGAAGAUAUCACAGAGCCUGUGGAUACACUGCAAAGGCCUAUCGCCACACGUACUAGCCCGGGUACGGCUUCGGAUAGUCGAGUUAACGUACAGGGUGCUGAUUAUGUGAAGGCUGUAGAAAACGUAAAAUUUGCAAAAAAAGGUACGCCGGCAUCUUCGCUUAGGUCAGCGUUUGACAGCACAAUUCCCAUGCCGUUGUCUUUGGACGCACACAUUCGUCCUAGUGUCCGGCCCCAGAGCGAAUGGGACCGCUUGUGGUACCCCAUAGUACCUCGAUACUCGCGCAAAGCAAGUGGGCGAAACUGUUUCGCUCCCAGCGCAACAUCUAUAAAUAGAACACAUCGGCGAUAUCUCAAGCCAUGGAGGGUCAGUCCGUACGAUAACAACUUAUCAUCGUGUAGAGUCCCAAAAAGGCAAACGAAGGACAUUCGGCAGAUGCUGAGUGCUAAGCGUGACAGCGAAGAGGACGCGCUUGAGACUGAGUUGGAGAGCCUGCGCAUGACUGGUAAAGCCGAGUACCAACUCACUACAGGCUCACUGAAGCCCAAAGAGAUCACCCUCUCAGAUCCACACGAGCAGUUUAGACCCGCUGUAUUCGACACGCGCAAACUGAACGCACUGUUGGAUAAACGACAUGAGGCGUACCAGAAACGGCUUAAGUAUAUGCAGGAGCGUAUGAUAAAUGUCAAUCGUCGGGUGUCCAACAAG
This is a messenger RNA of Sphaeroforma arctica JP610, 883 nucleotides long. RefSeq lists its product as hypothetical. The transcript is spliced from 3 exons. The record is from RefSeq and is a predicted model, not a curated record. The annotation marks the transcript as partial. Lineage: Eukaryota; Ichthyosporea; Ichthyophonida.